Molecule: messenger RNA, 6677 nt
Organism: Oreochromis aureus
Lineage: Eukaryota; Metazoa; Chordata; Actinopteri; Cichliformes; Cichlidae
Gene: slc1a8b
Product: solute carrier family 1 member 8b
Exons: 11
Coding region: 763-2430 (555 amino acids)
Biological process (GO): L-glutamate transmembrane transport
Cellular component (GO): plasma membrane
Molecular function (GO): L-glutamate transmembrane transporter activity; glutamate:sodium symporter activity; neutral L-amino acid transmembrane transporter activity
Source: RefSeq, a predicted model, not a curated record
AUUAUUUACUAGUUUAAGUGACAAAUCAUGACAUUAAAGCUACCCAGUGUACGUCCUGACCUGUGAAUCAGUUUCACGUCACAGCUGAAUAGUGAGCGCUGAUGCUGGCGUCAUACCUUUGGCCUCACGCCUCUGGUAAUCCUAGCAGGACAGGUCAUAACUCAGCCAAAUAAAAAAAGACUGUUGUGUUCUACAACAAGAAAGCAACAAUUAUGUUAAUGAGUAGAAAUCAUUGCUGUAGUACUUAAAAGACAUUUUGCGAUAAAUUUAUAAAACCUUUCUGUAAUUCUUACAUUAUGCUUGUCAGCAGGUACAAUGUAACUAUUUAAUUACAUACAUGUGAGUAAACAUCCACUCAAGAGCUUAAGUUGCAGAUGACAAAAUGCAUGAAGGCGCAUUUGUGAAUGGGAUGGCUUGGACACAGGUAGUAAUAACUCAUAAUGAGCUGUGCUGAAGUCUUACCUUUAGCCUCUUUAAUAAGCCUGAGUGUCUCUAAAGGAGACUAUGUUCACAUGGGAUAGGGAUAAUCCUUUUAGACACUGCUUUACCAGGAAUAAGUCAGUCAGUGUUUCCUCCCUCAGACUGGAUGAGCUCCUCAGAGUUAAACAGGACCCACAUUUCUUCAGGUUCACCCGUUCUCCUCUGCCGUGGAUCUCGAGAGAUACAUACUAACAUUUUUCACUCAUCAAGAGAUUCAGAUAUCUGCUGCCAGAGACAGGGGUGGGGGGGAUUUGCUGGGAUACAGACUGAGCCUGAAUCAGGAUGGAAUGUCUGCAGAAGUUAUUAGAAAGUAUAGUGUCUCUGAAAGUCAGGGCGUACGUGAAGGACUACUGCAAGAGGAAUGGUCUGCUGACACUCUCGGUCUUUGCGGUAGUGACCGGCUGUGUGCUUGGAUUUAUACUCCGGUCAUUCAACCUCUCCACACAGGCCAAAAUCUACUUCUCCUUCCCUGGAGAACUGCUGAUGAGGAUGUUGAAGAUGUUGAUUCUGCCACUUAUCACCUCCAGUCUUAUGUCUGGCCUGUCAGCCAUGGACACCAAGGCAAGUGGUCGUCUGGGAGUCCUGACUAUCACUUAUUACCUGUGGACGACCUUCAUCGCUGUCAUCGUUGGUAUCGUGCUGGUUAUCAUCGUUCACCCAGGGACCGGCUCUGAAAAAGACAGUCACCAUUCACAUUCAGGGCCUGUUAUGACCUCUGCUGAUGCUCUGCUGGACCUCAUCAGGAACAUGAUCCCAUCAAACCUGAUUGAAGCAACUUUUCAGCAGUACCGGACAGAUUUGGUACCCAUUGUACAGAAUAAUGAAGCAAAAGUGUCUCAGGCCAACUAUGUAUACGUCAUGCCCGAUUACCACAACCCUCGCCUGGGUCAUCCAGUCUUCCUGGAGAUCACCCCUGCACCUGACAUCAAGUAUAAGAUUGUCCCAAGUACAAGCAAAGGCAUGAAUGUACUGGGGAUUGUCAUCUUCUCAGCUACAAUGGGUCUGCUGCUGGGGAAAAUGGGGGAACGCGGCACACCACUUGUCAAUGUGUGCCAGUGCAUCAACGAGUGUGUCAUGAAGAUCAUCAAUGCUGCUAUGUGGUAUUUUCCCUUCGGCAUUGUGUUCCUGGUGGCAGGAAAGAUCCUGGACAUGCACGACCCAGCACAUCUGGGGGAGAAGCUGGGCAUGUACUUCAUCACUGUCCUGUGUGGUCUCUUAGUGCAUGGCCUCAUCCUGCUGCCUCUCUUUUAUUUCUUCUUUACCCGCAAAAAUCCAUUCACCUUUAUCAGAGGGCUGCUGCAGGCUCUUGUCAUUGCACUGGCUACAUCUUCCAGCUCAGCCACGCUGCCAAUCACUAUGAAGUGUCUCCUGGAGAACUGUGGAGUUGACCGGCAAAUUGCUCGAUUUGUGCUUCCAGUGGGAGCCACUAUCAACAUGGAUGGAACAGCCCUGUAUGAAGCAGUGGCAGCCAUCUUCAUAGCUCAAGUCAAUGAGUAUGACUUGGACUUUGGCCAGCUGGUCACUAUCAGUAUAACAGCAACCGCAGCCAGCAUUGGAGCAGCUGGGAUACCUCAAGCGGGUUUGGUUACAAUGGUGAUUGUCCUGACCUCUGUGGGUUUACCACCUGCUGACAUCUCCUUGAUCGUAGCCAUUGACUGGGUGCUUGAUCGAUUCAGGACAAUGAUCAAUGUUCUGGGUGAUGCCUUAGCUGCUGGGAUUAUGGCUCAUAUAUGCAAGAAGGACUUUGAUAAAUCAGCAACCGCUGCUUCUGCUGCUGUACCUGCUGUUGCCAAUAAAGAACGGAGAGACACAGUAAUCUCCUUUGGCAAUCAGAGCGUGGCACUGUCUGAUGCUCCGCUGAUCACACAUCGCUGCGAUUAUGUGUUUGAAGUGGAUGGAGACAACGUGCUGGAGAAACCCGUGCCCUGCUACAACCUCUGUCAAGUCUGAGACAUUUUUACACGAUGCCUUCUACAGCACGUAGAUGCACCUACAAAGGCACUUACCGAGGCUCUAAAAGUUCACUCAAAGCCUGUGCCAUGCAGAAACCUGUACUACUUGAUAUAAUGUACAAAACAGCAUGUCUCUACUCAGCUUUGCAUGUAGAGAGAUGUGAGGAGAUGCAUUUUAUUAAAUCUUGUUCAUGUCUGACAUGAACAUGCGUUACGAUGACAUCCAUUGGAUGGAGAUCAGUGUUUAUCAGUUCCAGGGGGACAAUUAAACAUCCACAGUAGACCCGUCAUAAUGAAACAUGAUUGCAGUUUUAACUUAAGUCUAGGUUUUGAAAUGCCUUAACGUUGCCUCAUUUUUGACAAUAAUGCUGAGACCUUGAAAGACUUGAAUGUUAUAAGGAGCUAAUAGACAAAGAGCAACAGAACAGGGGCUUUCUCUCUGUCAGAUAAGGUGUUUAUGCAUAAAUAUUAAAGCAACAUUAAGAAAUAUACUAACAUAUCCCUAGCAAAUGGAAAUUAUAGCAUCAUUUGUGUUUUUAUACCACUGCUUUUAAUUUUGUGUUCAUUUCUAAUAAAAACCUGCUACAUACCAGUGCUGUGAGAGUAUUUAUUUUAAUAAUUAACCUCAGAGACUAUUAAGCUUCAGAUCAGUAUAUGCAGUGCUCAGGAUACAUGCUGGAUUAUACUUGGCAAGGUAAAAAGAAAGUAUAGCAUCUGUCAGUUAUAAGGUUUUUACAUAAUCUGGUCCUUCAGGAGAUCUUAAAAUUCCUUGAAUACAACCUCUGAUGAACAACAACAUGGCAUAUUACAGUGUUAUUAAACAAAAAUUAAACCAAAACGCAGAAGCAGUGUGUGAAAAACUAAGUGCACCCAGUAAUUCAACAGCUUGCAAAACCACCUUAAGCAGCAAUGACUUAAAAGCAGCAAUUUAAAAAAAUGGUGUUAUGUAUGAAUUUAUGUGCUCAACUUUCCUUUUUUCCCCAUUUUUCCUAUGAGAAAUAAAUUCAGUAAACUUGAAAUUUAGCUGGAUUUUUAUAGAAUAUUUCAUGCAAGAAAGUUGACAAGCACAAAAUGAUUGAUCAAAGCUGUCAUAAUAUUUAGGGCAAGAUUUAGUAAGUUUCUGGAAAACCUCUCGUCUACAAAAAGACCCAUUGUUAGUUUUGUGACUGCAAGCCCUCUCUGGGGUAAUUAGCAUGAUCAUGCAUUGGAAGAAAUACACCAAUGGAAAUGGAAGGUUCUUUGAAUGAUCCAACAGUGCACUGAUUUAUGUACAAAGAUGCAGUCACUUAAUUAAAAAAAAAAAAUUACUGGUACAGGGCAGCAAAAAUUAGUGGCUCGGGAGCACAACUUAGGUCUUAAAAAUAAAAAAGUAUAAUCACAGGUUUUACACAAGAGUCAGGGACUAAUCCCACACUCUAAACACGUUAACAGUUGUAUUUUGACACACAUCCCCACAUUGACGGGCAGCAACAAUUGCUUCUAAGACCAUUAUGAGAUCAUUGCUGAGGUCUUUCCUCUUUGGCAACAUGAAUACCCCAAGACCAGCAAUUUGCCAAAACUUUGUAUAGAGCUGCUUACUGUCUUAGUUCCUGUGGAAGCAGUAAGGAUGUGCUUUAAAUUUUCCACACACACCAUUUCAGCAUUUUGGUUUAAUUUUUAUUAUUUAAAUAACAAACAAACAAGGACAAUGCUUUACGUUUUGGUAAUCUAAUUCAAAACGGACCAUAUCUAUCCAAACCAAAAGCAAACUAAGGCCUGGGGAGUAAAAACGUAAAAUAAAACCACUAUUUCUGGCAUUCUUCUAGCUGUUUGUUGUUCAGGAUGAGCCCAUGCAUUGUCUUGUAUGCUGGUCAUCCUGUACCAUAUUUCACUGCCAAGAAAAGUUUUCACUUCUAGUUUUCAAACAUCAUCACAAGAAGUGUGAGUUCUUCUGAAAAGGAUGCAAGUCUCAAAACAGACAAAGAAAAAGAAAAAAAGGAGGUGCUGCUUGAAAUGACAAAAUUUGCUACAACUUAGCUAUUUAAGUAUCUGAAUAAAAGAGUUUUUAGCAUUCCAAAGUCACUCAAAACAGAAUAGCCAGACUGUUUUCAAUUUUCUCUUUCCUUUCUAAGCAAUUUUGAAGAAGCUGUUUGUUUUGGGUUUUUUUUUUGGUUUUUUUUUUAAAUAUAUUGUAUAAGACGUCUGAAAUUGUAUAUUCAUAUUCUACUUCAGAAAAGCCCAUUUUUGGCCUUAAUUUUAAAGUUGAAGGAAAACUGAAACAAAGAGCUGCAGAAAAAAUAAGCUUCAGGAUUGACUCUGCUCACUGUCCCCACCAUCUGGUUGCAGAAGGUUCCAACUCCGAUCUACAUGUCAAGUCUACUAUUAAAUCACAUCUCCAUAUUACCAAGAAUAUGUGCAACAAUACUGUCCUAUCACAGCAACACUAACUUCAGUAACAUGUACAUAAAAGUGCAAGUGCACAUCUACUCAUUUUUUCAAGAGAAUCACGUUGAUUAAAUCCACAACAAGCUUCUAAAUACACAUUUAAUUUUUCUUCAAUUUUUUUUUUAAAAGCCACCAUGUUUUUAUUGAAAUGUUAGAAGACAUUUAACGGACUUCAGCUUAGUGUCAAAAGUGUUCAAAACCAAGAAAACAAAACAAUCCAUUAAAAACACUGCAAUAAGUAUCAAGUAUGACCACAAACACUGUCAAAUAAAUAAAUGCGCCUCCUCUGAUGUAAAAUACACUAUUUCCUCUUAUAGAUUAAGGCGGAAUGCAGUUUAUUUUGACUGCCCCUUAAACUCACUUGCACCUUUCAUGCAAAUCGAACUAGACUGCCGACAUAACUACACAGUAACGUCAAUAGAAAAUUAUAUAUAUAUAUAUAAAAAAAACCCCAAAAAGACAGUCGAUGACUAUAACAAAUGUCUAUUACCUGCACUGAGCAAGUCAUGAAAUAUUGCACAAAGUUAAGGAUCCUGACACAAUAAUAACAUGGAGAUACUAAAUCAAGAUGCACAAUAAGACCAAAGUCUGAAGCUCACAAUGUGAGCACUCCUUUAUGAUGGGCCAGACAAUUUUAACUAUAUUCUCAAGUGUCAGCCGAAUUAUUGCUGGGGAGGAAGAAAAAAAAAAAAUUAAAACUGAAUCCGAAAAAUAGUGAACAAAUUUUGUAGCCAAGUAUUUUCUUAGAAAUACAUCUCCAAGUGUUAUCCUUUUCAUCUCCUGCUGAGCUUGAAUCAGAACAACUGCAGCACUGAUGCUAACGGCAUUUUUAAAGAAACAUACACUAAGCUGGACAUAAUUCUUUUCUAACUGGGUGAGUCUUUUACUAAUAGGUGAACAAAGCCAUGUGGUAAAAAGUAAUCUCCAUUAAAGAUCAAAGCAGUGCGUUUGGUUUUAAAAGCCUAAAUCUUUGACACUUUAGUUAAAAUAUGGAAACUAGCUUGUGUACAAUCACUAGUUUCAUUAGAUACCUACACUGACAAGUGGACAGUUUAGUGUGAAUGCAAGACUAACAGCCAGGUAUUAAAAGCAGCUUCAUACAGCCAGAUGUCUACUGAUGAUACUGAAAUCUGAUUAACUAAAGGCAGCAAAACUAUCAGCAGUGCCAACAGACUGAUUCAGUUUGCUGCUCUUUUGCAGUUGAACUUGUGUCAUGUUUCAAAAAUGAUUGUGGAAAACAUCUAACAGAUGCUUACUUGCCUUAAAAUAUCUGUUUUGUUUAAGUAGCAUCAAAUCCUCUCAACCUACAUUGGUCCAUAAGUUGUUAACAUCUCAAAAGUGUAAAAGCUUCCAGUGAAGAAACUUUUGCUUGACGAGCAAAGUGUUAGGAGCGCUCUAAAUUUGCUACAGAGAGAAAUAAAACAAAACUGAAAAAAAUCUAAAAGGGUAAAUUAAAAAAAACAAACAAACCAAACAAAACUUGCAGCAAAACAAAAUAAAAUUUAAUGGUUUAUGUUCAAAGGGAAACAAGCAAAACAAAAGAAAAGAAAAUUAAAUCUAAACUGAAAUCCAUAACAAAGGCCAUUCGAGAUAAGCACUCGUUAAAACAAGUUUGUAACUUAAUACGGUAACAAAACUGUAUGAAUCUACAAAGAAAUAUGAUCAAAAGAAAAGAAAAGAAAAAAGAAAAAUUAACUCAAAAGUAAAAGAAAAAAAACGAAAACCAACAGAUCAGCAAACAGCUAGUAGCGUCGCUCUCAGUAAGAAUCAGUAUUAUGUGUAUAUAAUUAGUACCUCAACAAAAGAACAAAAGAAAAAAAA